Entamoeba invadens IP1 is the source of this 585-nucleotide messenger RNA. Its product is annotated as rab5, putative. The coding region runs from base 1 to 585 and encodes 194 amino acids. Lineage: Eukaryota; Evosea; Mastigamoebida; Endamoebidae. The record is from RefSeq and is a predicted model, not a curated record. The transcript is spliced from 3 exons. Gene Ontology annotation, molecular function: GTP binding; GTPase activity.
AUGACUGAAGGAAAUACGUACCAAUUCAAGAUUGUGUUGCUUGGUGAUUCGAGUGUAGGGAAGUCGUCGAUUGUCCUGAGGGUUUGUAAAGGGGAGUACAAAGAAUUCCAGGAGAACACAAUCGGCGCAGCGUUUUUGACAAAAACCCUAAUAGUCGAUAAAGACACUAUCAAGUUUGAAUGCUGGGACACUGCUGGACAAGAACGUUAUCACUCGUUGACACCUAUGUAUUACAGAGGGAGUAAUGCUGCACUUGUGGUGUUUGACAUCACAUCAGACUCGUCAUAUGCACAAGCAAAAAAGUGGGUCGACGAGUUGAGAGAGUCGGCAAAUGACACGAUGAUAUUCUUAGUGGGAAAUAAGUGUGACUUGGAAGGCUCAAGGUCAGUGACAAAAGAGGACGCCGAGGCUUACGCACGAAGUAUUUCUGUCGACUACAUCGAGACAUCAGCAAAAAGCAACAUCAACGUGAGCGAGUUAUUUGACUUGGUUGCUCGCAAGUUGCCAAAGACUGAAAAGGGAUUGAUUGACCAAGACGAGGUUGUGAUUUCAAACCGCAACGGCCAGAAAAAAGGAUGUUGUUAA